Pseudocercospora fijiensis CIRAD86 is the source of this 468-nucleotide messenger RNA. RefSeq lists its product as uncharacterized. The transcript has 3 exons. The record is from RefSeq and is a predicted model, not a curated record. Bases 68 to 382 code for a protein of 104 amino acids. Lineage: Eukaryota; Fungi; Ascomycota; Dothideomycetes; Mycosphaerellales; Mycosphaerellaceae.
ACGACUUCGAAAGGAGCCGAGCCAUACUCCAUCCAAGACGUAUAUCCAUCAACUUCCGCUCGCAGCAAUGGCUAUCGCACCACAUAUCCGUAAGCGUCAGGAAGCUGAGGCCGCCGCCGCCGCCGCUGCUGUUGCUGGUGCCACCGGCCCCAACGAUGCCUGCUUAGCAGGACCAGCACCUCAAGCCCUCCGAAGCCGCGAUGAGCGCAAGUUAGACACUCCAACUCCGGCUGUCAGCGUUUUGCAAAAUACCGCCCAUGUCAGCUCCAAUUCCGUCGUCGGCGCUGCUUCCGUUGGCCACUCCAACCCAUGGGAAGCCACGCGUGCCCAGAUCAUGGUCAUAGUCACUAACACGCGGCAAUGUCCAAUCGAGCAAUUUUGACGGAACGGAGCGUGUUCAGUGUACGCUUGUUUGUCACUCUGGGAGCGUCCUGCGUUGUAGCCAGCGAAUGAAACUAUGCUCUCCUG